AAAAACAAAAUUAUAACUCUAUUCGUCAAAAAGGAACUAGAACUACUUUUUCCGUCUCAGAUACUUUUAUGCUUUUAAAAAGUAACGAACGUAAACAAGCAUGACAUUAAACUAGCAUCUGCGCAUUACAUCAAAACAACCUCGUAAACUCACCAUACAUUUCCUAUUUCCACCACUCUGUUUAUCAUGUUACACGAUUUUUUAAAAAAUCGAUUUUUUCACAUCCCCAAAAAACAGAGCACAGUCAAAUGCUCACAAAGCAAGUGCAAAAAUAUUUUCGUCAUUUUUUACUCCGAAAUAAUAUAAUUUAAUUUAAUACAAAUAUCGUAAAAUAAUAUUUAAAUCGUUUAUUGUAUUAAAGAAAACGUUAUUUAAUCAUUUCGCAUUAUAGUAAGGCGCAAUAAGUGUCCUUUUUCUUUAAAAGUUGGAUGUUCUCUUAUCAAAGUGUUUACCUACAUGUCUAUCAAGUGUGAAAAGCCACUGAACCAUGUAAUUAACAUUCCAAUGGAAUCCACAUACGGAAUACCAAGUCCGUUUUCUGAUAAGAAUUAACUAUAAUUAAUGAAAUAUUUAUUACUACGAAAAUUAUAUUGCAAUUAAGUAGUAUCCCCCCCGAGUAUCCCUUUGAUUAUUAGAUAGAGAAUAAACCAACCCCCUCAGCCUCCUUCGAAAUGUCGAAACCACCGACAGAUACCUCUGGCCUUGGAUAUUCCUACCACAUGCCAUCUGGCGGACUGUUUCUACGCCUUAAGAGCUCCCUGUCGCAAUUUAGUGAUCUCUUUAGCGAAUUCAACAGGUACAUUGCUCCAGCUUACCAUCAUGACCGAUGUGAGCGAUCCGUUCAUAUGCGUCUGUAUUCUAUGCAUAAACGUGAAUUUGUUAUGGUCUUCCUGGGCUUUUUUACGUGCUUUGGAUUGGGCAUUGUUAUUGGUUUGGCGGGACCGCCUAUAACCAGUACUUCAAAAAUAACAGAUAGAGGCAUCUUAGCUAACACAUCACUAGCCAAUGAUACAAGUAUUCUGGGAACGGGUCCGUUUGCUAUGAAGACACCACUUAUGACGACAUACUCACAGCAGCUGUGGCUAAUUGCCAAGAUUGUCACAGAUAAUAAUGAUGAUGAAACUUAUGACAAAAGUUUUCAAAUUAGUGUCGGUAUCGAAGGUAUUACUUCGAAACAUACUCCUUUGAGUAUUUUAACCGAAGAUAGAGUGAGAAAUCGAACAAGACAUUUGCACUGUGAAAGGAACAUUUGCAAAGAGUUCACAGUAGUUCAUUUGGGAUUUAUUGAUUACGCGCAUUACAUCAUUACAGUAAGAUUCCUUGGAUUGGAAUCGUUUCAUCAGAAGUAUACAAUUAAAGAAAUUACAUUUUAUUUCAAGACAUACAGUCCAGAAUUUACACAAAUUGAAAUUUGGUUUCGUUUUAUAUUUCUGUUGUUUACAUUUAUUGUAAUUAUCUGGUAUGCGCACACACUAAGAAGAUAUCCAGUAAUGGAUUGGUCUAUUGAACAGAAGUGGAUGGCAAUAUUGCUGCCUUUACUUCUCUUUUACGAUAAUCCCUUCUUCCCCGCGAUAUUCUUGUUUAACUCCUGGUUUCCAGGAAUGUUAGAUGCUAUUCUGCAGGCAACUUUUCUUUGUGCUCUGCUAAUGUUUUGGCUUUGUAUUUAUCAUGGACUGCGACAAAACGAAAGACGUUUUAUGCGGUUUUAUCUACCCAAAGUAAUUGUAGUUUUACCUAUUUGGCUGUGUGCUAUUGUUUUAGCAACGUGGGAAAAAUGCAACGAGUUGAGAGAUCCAACAUAUAGUCAUUUCGUAGAUACGAAGAACUAUAAUGGAUUCAAAUUAUUUUUCUACAUUGCCGGUGUAAUGUACAUCAUGUAUUUGUCUUUGUUGGUGCUAAGAGCGUACACAGAAUUACGCUCAAUGCCAUAUUUUGAUAUGCGUCUUAAAUUUUUAACAUUACUUAUGCUAUUCGUCCUAUCGAUAACAAUAACCGUUACAACUUGUCGAUUCGGUUUUGGUAUUUUAGAAGACAAUUUUGUAGCCUCAUUGAACACUACGUAUCACAGUUCAGCACAAUUUAUGUGCUUUUAUGGACUUUUAAAUUUUUAUCUGUACACUAUGGCGUAUGUGUACUCACCGAAUGGACGUGUUUCUUUAGAAUUAUCUGUAACUAAAGAUAAUCCAGCGUUUUCAAUGAUAAACGAUUCAGACGAGGAAGUAGUUUACGGUUCGGAAGACGAAUCAAGGCGACCUUUAAAUGCGGGUGGCAAAAAUGACUAUGAUAGUGACUGAAUUGACUUUAUUAACAUAUUCAAAGCGGAAUAUUUUUGUUUCUUGGAACAUUUCUUCAUUGUUGCAUUGUGAAAAAAAGAGAGAGAGAAAUUCGUUAGGAUAUUUUGAAUAACCUGCAUUUAUGCUAUUUUGCGUGGGUGAUUUUGCUGCUAAUUUGGCGUUUGUUAAAAUAUAACGGCUACCAGACGAGCCAGCUAACGAUAACAAAAAAACAAUAAAAAUAAUGGAAAUUAUGAAGAAAUAAUAAAUAAUGUACAAAACAAUAACAAACUAAAGAACGAAUUGUAUUUAUUUAAAUUAAGUGUAUAGUAAGUUUUUAAAUCACUAGAGUUUCACUCAUUCCUUUAAGGAACAUGUGGAAUUGUGGAGUCAAGCA
Episyrphus balteatus (marmalade hoverfly) is the source of this 2670-nucleotide messenger RNA. Its product is annotated as transmembrane protein 181. NCBI's taxonomy places the organism in Eukaryota, Metazoa, Arthropoda, Insecta, Diptera, Syrphidae. The transcript has 8 exons. The record is from RefSeq and is a predicted model, not a curated record. Bases 672 to 2294 code for a protein of 540 amino acids. Gene Ontology annotation, molecular function: toxic substance binding.